AUGUCGACAAUGGACGCUCAGGAUGAACUCGAGGAGGCGGUGAGCCGAAUCUACGGCGAGUGGCUUGCGCGUGGCGGCGGCCUCUCUGGCUCUCGGGCUCGUGCUGCCCAAGCGGAAGAGGCGGAGGGCGGGAGGCGGAAGGAGCGGAGCGGGAGCGGGGGAGAGGGGCUGCGGCUGUUGCGGGAGCGACACGUGCGAUUCCUGUUGAAGGGACUGGACCACCUCUCGAGCAGCUAUGCCAGCUUGGAUGCCAGUCGUCCGUGGCUGGUGUUCUGGAUCGUGCACUCACUCUCCCUCCUCCAGCAUCCCCUCGACGCCUCUCUUGCUGCUCGAUGCGCCGACACGCUGCGCCGCUGCCAGCAUCCCGAGGGCGGCUUCGGAGGAGGGCCAGGGCAGCUGGCACACUUAGCUACCACGUAUGCAGCUGUGGCAGCGCUGCUGACAGUGGGAGGGGAGGAGGCGCUUUCUGUGGUUAACAGGAGAUCGAUGCUUGCCUUUCUGCGCCGCAUGAAGUGCCAAUCAGGGGGUUUCAGGUUGCAUCAAGGGGGCGAGACGGACGUGAGGGGUUGCUAUACUGCCAUGGCGGUGGCGCAUCUGCUCUGCAUCCGCACGCCUGACCUCACAGAGAACGUGGCGGCAUAUGUGCACAGCUGCCAGACGUACGAAGGCGGCAUCGGAGGGGAGCCUUGCGCAGAGGCACAUGGGGGUUACACAUUUUGUGGGCUCGCGGCAGUGUUAUUGGCUGGCGCUGACCCCUGGGAGCAUCUCGACCUGCCACUGCUUCUGGACUGGCUGGUGUUCCGCCAGGGCAGUGUGGAGGGGGGGUUUCAGGGCCGCAGCAACAAGCUGGUGGACGCCUGCUACAGCCUCUGGCAGGGCGGGCUCUUCCCGCUCCUCGCCCUCUGCUCUCCCUCCCACACCCGCCCCAGUGGUGAUGCUAGCUCAGCGCAACAGCCGAGCAACGUGAGCUCAGUGCCGCAUUUGGAGGGUGCAGGAGGGGAUCGGCAAGGCGUGCAGGCAGGCGGCGGCGAGGAGAGGGCGGCUGCUGGUGAUUCAGGAGGGGCUGCUGGUAGCACCUCCCUGCUCUUCCUUCACUUGCUGUGCCUGCAGGUGCCAGAGGGGGGGCUGAGGGACAAACCAGGCAAGUCACGCGACUACUACCACACCUGCUACGCCCUCAGCGGUCUCACAGCGGCCCAGCACUCGCUUCCAGUUACCUUCCCCCACGCCCAUAAUCCCCAGCAACCUGCUGCUAGUGUGGCGCAGGGAGUGGGGGUCGGGGGUAGUGUGUUAGGGCCUGUUUCGAAUCUUCUAGCAGUGGCAGAGCCUCGGUGCAAUCGUGCGCCAAAAUCUGCGGGGAGGGUGAUUCCUGAGGGUGCAUUGGGUUCUCCGCGCUUAUCGGAAUUUUUGCGCCAAGUGAUAUCCGCGCGCGGUCUGACUUCCGCGCAAGCGCCCCCUCCAAUGGGCGAUAAGCGCAAGGCGGAGGCGGAAACGGAGAAGGAACACAAGAAGUCAAAAGCGACGGCAGCGGGGGAAGAAGGGUCCGCGGGCGCAGCGGGGGCAACGGGAGGGGGAGGCGAGGCCAUGGGGGGUUCCUCAGGGUUUAAGGUUUUGAAAGAGGGUGCAGCGGAGAUUUUAGUACAGGGUAACGACGUGUUCUAUAACAAGGCGCAGGUAGUUAAUCGCGACCUGUCCGUUUGCGUGCUCCGCGCGUUCGUCGCGGUUCGGCGGGAGGAGGAGAAUCAGCGCGCCGCGGCUGCGGCGGCGGGUGUGAAGGGACGGGCGCUCCUGAAACACCCCAAUGCGGACCUUGCGGCGAAAUCUGCAGCGGCUGCUGCGGCGAAACUUAGAGGCGGGGAGAAAGGGGGAGGCGCGGAAAAAGGGGAAGGCGGGGAGAAAGGGGGAAGCGCGGAUAAAGGGGAAGGCGGGGAGAAUGGGGAAGCGGGGGAUGGGGAGGGGGAGCAAAAGGAGCAGCAGCAGCAGGCGAAGGUGGCUGAAGUGAAGCCUUUGAGAAUCUUAGAGGGACUUGCAGCAUCAGGGCUGCGGUCGAUCCGGUACGCGAAGGAGAUCCCGGGGGUGGGAACGGUGGUGGCGUUGGACAACGACCCCGUGGCCGUGCAGGCCUGCCAACGCAAUGAGUUUGAUGCGGUGGAUCUGGACCCGUACGGGACGCCGUCGGUCUUCUUGGACGGGGCAGUGCAGGCAGUGGCGGAUGGGGGCAUGCUGCUGGUGACGGCCACUGACAUGGCCGUGCUGUGUGGCAACAAUGCCGAGGUCUGCUACUCCAAGUACGGGGCGUAUCCACACCGUGCCAAGUACUGCCACGAGAUGGCGAUCCGCAUACUGCUCGCCUCCAUCGAGAGUGCGGCGAACCGGUUUAAGCGGCACAUAGUGCCGGUGCUGUCUGUGUCUGUUGACUUCUACAUCCGCGUCUUCGUGCGCGUCUUCACGUCAGCGCAGGCAGUGAAGGCGACACCCAGCAAGCUGGCAUACGUCUUCCAGUGCUCCGGCUGUGACUCCUACCACCUGCAGCCCGUGGGACGGGUUGUUGAGGGGCGCGCCAAGAAACCAGACGCCCCACCUCCUCCUCCCAGGUACCUCCCUGGUCUAGGUCCCGUAAUCCCUCCUGCGUGUGAGCACUGCGGGCGGCAUCUGAGCAUCGGAGGGCCCAUGUGGUCGGCGCCCAUCCAUGAUGCCAGCUGGGUUCGGCUGGUUCUGGGGGAGGUGCAAGCGGGGAAGGCGAAGCUGGCUGGGUUCGGCAAGGUGCAUGGGCUGCUGACUGCUGUGUCUGAGGAGCUCCACGACAUCCCGCUGUACAUCGACCUGCAUGAGAUCAGCACCACACUCAAGUGCACGCCGCCCAGCAUGCUGCUGUUCCGCUCCGCGCUCGUCAACGCCGGGCACCGCGUGUCAGGGGCGCACUCCAACCCGCUUGGCAUCAAGACCGACGCCCCCCUGGGUCUUAUCUGGGACGUCAUGCGCUGCUGGAUCCGAGACCACCCCGUGAAGUCCCAAGGGGAGGGCAGCCCAGCUGACACGAUUCUGGCCAAGCCCCCCACGACUGAGGUCAAUUUUGCCAAAGCGCCAAAGGCGUUGAGCAAGGCACAGCAGAAGGGAGUGGCUCGGUUUGUGCCCAACCCAGAGGCGUACUGGGGCCCUAAGCCGCGUGCUGGGAGGAAGGAUGCCACUGCCAUGGCUGUGCUGGCUCGGGAAGAAGGCGCGGAGGGGAAGGAGCAAGGGGGACAGGCGGACGGGAAAAGGGAUGAGACGGCUGAAUGA
Molecule: messenger RNA, 3279 nt
Organism: Closterium sp. Yama58-4
Lineage: Eukaryota; Viridiplantae; Streptophyta; Zygnematophyceae; Desmidiales; Closteriaceae
Source: the annotation of a GenBank genome assembly